AUGAUUGUCGUCAGGCUCGCCGCCCUAUUGGCAGCAUUGAGCUCGCCAUGCCUGGCGCAAUUCCCCGUUGCCGACCUUAAGACACUUAAUUUAACCGUCGCAAGGUCGCCUGCCGACAACAACGUCACCAUUUCAUACAAGGAGCCGCAAGGUGCUUGCAAAACUGCUUUCCGCCAGCAGAAGCAGUAUACAGGCUGGGUGCAUGUGCCUGGGACUUACUCAACAAAUCUCUUCUUUUGGUUCGUCGAAGGUCGCCAAAAGACGGACAGUCUGACGAUAUGGCUCAAUGGUGGACCUGGGUCGAGCUCCAUGUUUGGGUUUUUCGCUGGGAAUGGGCCAUGCGAGGUAAUUGAGAAGGGCGUGAACAAGUAUGAGACAAUUGCUCGGGAAUGGGGUUGGGAUCGAGCUUCCAAUAUGCUCUUCAUUGACCAGCCCAAUCAAGUCGGCUUUUCAUACGAUACACCUACUAAUGGCACACUCUCUCUGCUUAAUGGGACCGUUCGCCAGCCGCCUACGCGGGGAAGUGAUUCCUUGCCCCCUUGGACAUCCAUGAAUGGGACAUUCAGCACCAUGAACACGAGCACCACAGCUAAUACGACAGAGACUGCGGCCGUCGGCGUAUGGCAUCUGGUUCAGGGUUUCCUCACGACCUUUCCCCAGUACCAGCCGCAGCCCAACAGCUCAGUAGCUGUCAAUCUCUUUGCCGAAAGCUAUGGUGGACGAUAUGGGCCAGUCUUCGCUGAGCAGUGGGACUCGCAGAAUCAAAAGCGAAUUACAGGGCAGUUAGAUCCCAAUACCACCGUCGAGGUUCGUCUAAGCUCCUUGGGUAUUGUGAAUGGCUGCGUGGACCAGGAAAUCCAGGUUCCCUACUAUCCAAUCUUCGCCAACCACAACACAUAUGGAUACAAAGCUCUAGCAGACGAAGAAGCCAGUUUUUACAGUGCCAAAUUUAACGCCACUGGUGGCUGUAAAGACAAAGUCCAGCAAUGCAUGGCCGCGGCAACGGCGCAAGACCCAUUGGGCCAGGGAAAUCAGGACCAGGUGAAUCGGUUGUGUGCGGCGGCGAAUACUGCGUGCCUGACACUCCAGCAGCCAUACUACAAUAGUGGUCGCAGCCCGUACGACCUUGCAGCCCCUUACCGGGAUCCUUAUCCUGCUCUGCGAUUCCUCGACUAUGUCAAUCAAGGCACGAUUCUCCAGACUAUUGGCUCACCAGUCAAUUACACCAUGUCGAGCACUGCGGUUUUCGAAGUGUUCCAGGACACGGGCGACCUGUCCAAGGGCGGCAACAUAAAACGAUUGGCAGCUCUUCUCAACCGUGGUGUUCGUAUCGGCUUCAUAUACGGUGAUAGAGAUUACAUUUGCAACUGGUAUGGUGGAGAAGCAGUAUCUUUGGGAGUUGCAAACCAAGCCGGCCUCAAUUACGCGGCAAAAUUCCCUGCGGCUGGCUACGCACCCAUCAUUGUCAACGACUCGUAUGUCGGCGGCCUGGUUCGGCAGUAUGGCAACUUGUCGUUUAGCCGUAUUUACCAGGCUGGACACUCUGUACCGUGGUACCAACCCGAGACGGCAUUCCAAGUAUUCGCACGCAUCAUGAUGGGCACGUCCGUAUCCACUGGGGAGACUAUCAACCUAUCUACUUUCAAUACCACAGGAUCCUCCGCUGCUUCCCACACGGAUAAGCUGCCAGCAAUGCCCUCAUCGACGUGUUAUGUCCGCGCAUUUGCAGAUACAUGCGACUAUGAUGCCCAAGCCCUUGUCUCUGGGCACAACGGUACCGUGAUCAAUGGUAUUCUAUACAGCAAAUCAGAAGACUGGCCGCUGGCUACUACAAAACCUCCGUCUGCUACAACCGGCAAAGCCACCAGCACUAGCGAGACAUUGACGGGUGUAUUUACGGCGACGAAAACGCCGGAUAGUGAGAGUGACGCUCACUCACAACGAGUUGCCAUGACUUGGAUUAUGAUUAUGAGCUUCUUGGUUGUACAUAUGGUAGGAAAUUGGGUCUAA
Pochonia chlamydosporia 170 is the source of this 2010-nucleotide messenger RNA. Its product is annotated as carboxypeptidase S1. The coding region runs from base 1 to 2010 and encodes 669 amino acids. Gene Ontology annotation, biological process: proteolysis. Gene Ontology annotation, molecular function: serine-type carboxypeptidase activity. Lineage: Eukaryota; Fungi; Ascomycota; Sordariomycetes; Hypocreales; Clavicipitaceae. Gene Ontology annotation, cellular component: fungal-type vacuole. The transcript has 2 exons. The record is from RefSeq and is a predicted model, not a curated record.